GCUCCGCACUGCCGACUCCCGCGCUGUGAGGGCGGCGCGGCUGCUGCUCUUCGGCUCGCUUGGUUCCCUUAGUCCCGAGAGCUCGCCCGCUGCAGCCUCCUUUCCCGUGCAGACAUGGCUUCAAGCACCACCACCACCGUCGUGAAGAUUGGAAUAAUUGGUGGAACAGGCCUGGAUGAUCCAGAAAUUUUAGAAGGAAGAACUGAAAAAUAUGUGGAUACUCCAUUUGGCAAGCCAUCUGAUGCCUUAAUUUUGGGGAAGAUAAAAAACGUUGAUUGCGUCCUCCUUGCAAGGCAUGGGAGACAGCACACCAUCAUGCCUUCAAAGGUCAACUACCAGGCAAACAUCUGGGCUUUGAAGGAAGAGGGUUGUACACAUGUCAUAGUGACCACAGCUUGUGGCUCCUUGAGGGAGGAGAUUCAGCCCGGCGAUAUUGUCAUUAUUGAUCAGUUCAUUGACAGGACCACUGUGAGACCACAGUCCUUCUAUGAUGGAAGUCAUUCUUGUGCCAGAGGAGUGUGCCAUAUUCCAAUGGCCGAGCCGUUUUGCCCCAAAACGAGAGAGGUUCUUAUAGAGACUGCUAAGAAGCUAGGACUCCGGUGCCACUCAAAGGGGACAAUGGUCACAAUUGAGGGACCUCGUUUUAGCUCGAGGGCAGAAAGCUUCAUGUUCCGCACCUGGGGGGCAGAUGUUAUCAACAUGACUACAGUUCCAGAGGUGGUUCUUGCUAAGGAGGCUGGAAUUUGUUAUGCAAGUAUUGCCAUGGCGACAGAUUAUGACUGCUGGAAGGAGCACGAGGAAGCAGUUUCGGUGGACCGGGUCUUAAAGACCCUGAAAGAAAAUGCUAAUAAAGCCAAAAGUUUACUGCUCACUACCAUACCUCAGAUAGGGUCCAUGGAAUGGUCAGAAACCCUCCAUAGCCUGAAGAAUAUGGCCCAGUUUUCUGUUUUAUUACCAAGACAUUAAAGUAGCAUGACUGCCCAGGAGAAAAGAAGACAUUCUAGCUCCAGUCAUUUUGGGAAUUCCUGCUUAACUUGAAAAAAAUAUGGGAAAGACAAGACAUUAUAUGUAUUAGAGACUCCUAAAUGACUUGGACAACUUCAAAAUACAGAAGAAAAGCAAAUGACCAGUAAACAUGGGAAAAAAUUUUUGCAUUUUAGGAAAAAGAAAACAAAAAACACACCAUUUUCUUCUCCACCCUAUUAAAUUCGCAACAAUAAAGGGUAGAGGGUAAUCUCUACUUUCCUAUGCUGCCAAAGAAUAUGAGGAAGAAAUGAGACUCUGGUUAUUUAGUGAUGCGACUGUAAAUUGGUACAUUAUUUCUAGAAGGCAAUUUGGUAAAAUGCAUCAAAAGGCUUAAAAAUACUGGCAUACUUUGUGCUGGGAACUCUACAUCUAGGAAUUUGUCUUUAAAACCGUAUCAGAGACACGUACAAACAAUUAUGUAUAAAGAAAGAUGUUUAAUAAUGAUAGUGAUAAUAGCAAAUAAUUAAAACAAUCUGAAUACCCAGCAAUUAGAGAUAAAUUAUGUCUUAGUUAUAUUUAGAUUGUGAAUCAGCCAACUGAAAAUCCUUUUUGAAUAUUUUAAUAUCCUAAAAAGACAUGGUUGUUCUAUAUAUGGAAUGAAAAAAUGGAUAUGGUAGCAUUUUAUAGUACUAGUUUUGCUUUAAAAUGCUGUAUAUAUAUAUAUACCAAAAAAACUCGAAAGAAAUACAUAUGUAACCUUGUUAUUGUAUUUGGGGGAGGGAUACUGGGAUAGUUUUUAUUUUUUUUGAAUCCUUCUGUGUCUUUACAUUUUUCUACAAUGAAUAUAGUUAAAUAGUAAAGUUGUUGUAAAAAUAAAAAUGGAUUUAGAAAAAUCCAGUUCUUGAAAACACUGUUUUUGGUAAUGAAGCAGAAUUUAAGAUGGUAAUAUUAAGAUGAAUGUCACUUAAGGAAGUUACAUCUUUAUUCUGCUCAAGAAAAGAAUCAUUGAUUUCUGUAGUCACAACAGUACUUGGGUUUGCAACAGCUUUCUGAGAAAAACUAAGUGUUUAAUAGUAAAGUAGUCUAAAAGUUAAACUAUUUAAAAGACUUAAUGCACAUAUUAUGGUUCUGAUAUUUUUUAAAGUAAUGCUUGAUUCUAUUUUUUAUGAGUUAAAAUAUUUUACAUGAGUUAAUUUUUGCUUUUUAAUAAAAAAGAGUGGAAGCUUGCUUUUU
This is a messenger RNA of Saimiri boliviensis boliviensis (Bolivian squirrel monkey), 2199 nucleotides long. It is a transcript of the gene MTAP, whose product is annotated as methylthioadenosine phosphorylase. Gene Ontology annotation, cellular component: cytosol. Gene Ontology annotation, biological process: nucleoside metabolic process. Lineage: Eukaryota; Metazoa; Chordata; Mammalia; Primates; Cebidae. Gene Ontology annotation, molecular function: S-methyl-5-thioadenosine phosphorylase activity. The record is from RefSeq and is a predicted model, not a curated record.